Messenger RNA from Tigriopus californicus, 3207 nucleotides. RefSeq lists its product as uncharacterized. The coding region runs from base 358 to 2916 and encodes 852 amino acids. The transcript is spliced from 10 exons. The record is from RefSeq and is a predicted model, not a curated record. Lineage: Eukaryota; Metazoa; Arthropoda; Copepoda; Harpacticoida; Harpacticidae.
UGCAGAGCAUUUGAUGCGCCUUCGGCAAAUGCAUUUUUUGCAAUCGGAUACGACCAAUCAGAUUUGGCGGGCCCAACCGAUGAAGACAGUUGUCGUAUUGAAUGUGAGGAUUCUGCCACCUGCACCAGUUUUGCCUUUCGAGUUGAUGAAAACGAGUGCAGAUUUUGGAAUCUCUCACCUGAUUUACCAAGCAGGGAAAACCCGAUCUGCAUCAUAGAAUCACCAAAUAGAGUUCCAUAUGCAAAAAAUUUUGAUCGCUUCCCCGACGGAACAAUAAUUGAUUCAGACGCGGCUUUCGAAUUUAGCAGCCAAGACGGUUGUUGGCAGGCGUGUGCCAGCAAUCCACGGUGUAAAGCAAUGUCCAUCCAAUUUUCCUUUUGCUUAUUGCUUCCUUUUGAUGGAGACGAGGUGACAACAACAAUUCCCAUGUCCGUUCCUGGCCAUUUUAUUACUAUUGGAAAGAUAUAUGGUGACGAAACCGCUUGCGACUACGGAAAAGCAACAAAAGGCAGUAUGGAACUGGUCAGUAGACCAGACGAAUGCAUCGCUUAUGGUUUGUGUCAUCAAGACUUUGGAACUCCGGAUUUCCCUGCCCCGCAAUGUUAUCUGGCUAGUGAAAUGCCGCCGGAACCCAUUGAUAUUGGUGACGGGCAAUCCAUUACCGUGGACUUGGAUUGGCCAAAUGCGUUGGUAAAUCGGGGAGCUCUCCAACCACUCUUCCCGGUUGAGAUAGAAUCGGCCACAACGUAUGCCUCGUGCCUCAAAGCUUGUGUCGAGCAAUCAUGCUUUGCUCUAUUGUUUGAUGUGGGCACGAGCGGGUUUGGUUGCCGUCUGGCCAUAGACCCUUUCACCUUUGAAGCAUUCGGUUCAUACGAAAUGCACAUAUCGUUCUUCAGACAAAAAGGCUUUGAGCCGCUCCCUGUGGAAGAAUUAUGCCAGGACCAAAGCAAACUCCCACUCAAUUUGGAAUAUGGCAGUGCUUAUUACGACGAGUACCGGGAGUUAACAACCAGCAGCUAUUUAGAGUGCCUGGGAAGAUGUUCUGUAGGUAGAUGUCCCCGCCGGAUCAUUUAUCACCCACAAGAUCAAGCGUGUUGGAUUUUUGAUGCCUCUGAGGUCUUUGUCCAAGAUUCGGGGGCGGACCCUUCGACACCCCCUGACAAACAUUCCGGGCAGCAAUGCGUUGUCAGACCUGCACUCCAGGGACGGAUCCGUCCCAAAUACUCCUUUUUGCAAGAGGAGCCAACCGACUCCUACGCGGUAUACGCGGAACCUCGUGAACGACAUUACGUCCCAGACGUCUCAGACGGUGACAGUUCAAGCCCUGGACGCAACCAAUGUUGGGAAUACUGCAGCCAAACUCCGUGGUGUCAAGCGGUUCUCAUACCUUCAGAAGAGCGUACUACAUGCUAUGUUUAUGACCGGGAGGAAAAUCUAACAACGAUUGCAAAUGAUCGCCCAAGAAACUCGUUAAUAUACUACGCCAUGAUUGGAAAAAGAUUCACCGACGAGAACUUCUGUGACAAUGGUGGAAUAUUUCGUAGAGAAUCCCUCGAUUUUUUUCCAUAUGCUUAUCAGGAGAUUUGCAAUUAUAUGGAACUAUGUUCCAGAACUUCAGCACUUGGACCAACCUUCUGUCAUGUAGGUCGAGAGACCAAACCACCACCAUUGAUUGUGAAAGGCUGCGAUAUGCAGCCUUUUAUUGCCCCUCUAAAUACUGUUGAUUUCCCCAAAUCUGCAUUGGACCAAUCUUUUUCAUCAAAGUUGCCCAAUACUCCCUCUUACGAGGCUUGCGUUCAAAAAUGCAGUUGGAAACAAUUGUGCCUUGGAAUGGCGUUCGUUCCUUCUACACAAGAAUGUUACUUGUUUGACUAUGUUCCCACCACAACAGCCACACGGGCCAAUUUCUCAGAGGCCUUGACACGUAAUGGUAACAGUGAUGACGAGUUGGUGGAGGCUUUGAUGGCUUUUGAUAUUCCGGAUUGCCCACCUUGUGUUCAACGAGUCCUGAUGCAAGAGCAAAUCUCCUUCAAAGAUGAGAUUCAAUGCACUCUCACCUCCCAAGAGUCAUGCUCAGAGGUGUACAAGACCGUAUUCAAGACCCAAGAGGUCGAGGAGUGUAAAGAGAGCUUUGUGAAAAACUGUCACAUAGAAUAUGAGAUGGUGCCCAGGACGGAGAAGGUCGAGAUUUGCCAUUCGCCUUUGACCCGAGAUUGCAAUGAAGAGGGCCCCGAGACUUGCACCACCGAAUUCGAGACCGUGUGUGACACCACCUAUCAUGAGAACGAAGUCACCGAUGACGUGGCCAACUGCAACACCGUCAAGGAAGAUGUGUGCGACUCCGAUGGAGAAAACUGUCGAAUGGUGCCGCGACAAGUGUGCCAAGUGGACACUGUAUCCAGUAAGAAGCUCACCCCGGAAAUGAAUUGCCGUCAAGAGGCUCGAGAGGUGUGUGGACCCGAGAUCUGUCCCAUUGUCCAAGGAGAGCGCAUUUGCGUCGAUGAGCUCAAGACUUUUGUGCAGGAGGUGCCGCAAGAGAAAUGCCAGAUCUCACCCAAGACGGUUUGCGACAAAGUCCACAAGAUCGUUCCGAAAUUGGAGAUGAACCAAGAGUGCAUUGAUGUGCCCCAAGAGAUCUGCCAGACUGUGCAGGUUGAGGCCAAUAAAGAAAAGAUCCCCAUUGUGAAAGAGUGGUGUCCUCCCGCUGAAGGAGACUCUGCUGAAGGAGACUCAGCUGAAGAGGAUAUGUCCGGGGAGGUAAACUCAUCAGCAUCAUCAUCCGAAGAAAGUUCAUCGAUCGAAGACGAUGGCUCAGCAAGGCUUCUCCGUACUCCCCCUCUUUUGGAAGAACUAGCCAUCACAAAGCGCGGAUCAAGAAGAACAAGGGCACAUGGACCAAGUGACAUUGGCCAGUAGUAGCUUCUAGAAAUCGCUGAGGAAUAGUAGUCAUGAUUUAAGGACGCCUUGGAUGGCUAUUGCCGUCGGGGAUGUUAUCAUGUUCGACAGUGGGAUUUCAAAGUUAUCUUUAUUCCAUAAAUCUUUGGAAAUUGUUAUUACUUGUAAAUCUAGAUAUCAUAACUUUAAAGCAUCUAAAUUCCCGAGAAAAAAAAGCCCUGAAUCGGACUUAUAAUGUUAAAACUCAUGCAGCAAUGGACAAACAAUAAAUUCUGACAACGAAGUGCCGGAAUAAAAUCUGUAUCACACCAA